Molecule: messenger RNA, 1293 nt
Organism: Drosophila miranda
Lineage: Eukaryota; Metazoa; Arthropoda; Insecta; Diptera; Drosophilidae
Exons: 3
Coding region: 602-1144 (180 amino acids)
Biological process (GO): DNA integration
Molecular function (GO): nucleic acid binding
Source: RefSeq, a predicted model, not a curated record
ACUGAAAAAGAAAGACGUUUUAUGUAGCCGUGAGGUCGAAGCAGGCUAUUUAGCUAAGCGCCAAAACUACACAAAAACUAUGUUUAGCUAUUUAUUUUAUCUACGCUCUUCGUAAGGUCAGGUACAAAAGUGUUACAAUUUGUCUGUCUCCGCCCCUAAUUAGCAACACAUUAAAUUUGAAUUUGUUUCCUCCAAAUUAAAGUGCUUGAAUAACAACUCUGGCGAACAUACAUAUAUGUAUACGUUUUCUGCGAUUAUCCAUGACUGGCAAAUUCAGACGUUCACGUGGAUAUGUACAAAAGCAUUUACAUUUUCUUCAUAAGUGUUUAAUUCGGUUGGAAGGAAUCUCAGAGGCCCCUGAUUUACUUGUAUUUUAAAUAUUUAUUCUAAAUACAAAAUGUGCAAAAUUUAAAUAAACAGCUGCUGCAUUUAUAGAAACCAAAUAAAAUCAAAAUCUAAAAUUAUUUCAGAAAUAACUUAUCUCAGUGCUGGACGACGGCUCUAUCGAAUCGAAUAAUGCUUUCUGUUCGAGGGUUAGAAGGUCAAUUCUACAGAUAGCUCGUUAUCAGACGAAACAAAUAGUAUAUAUAUACAUUUAAAUAUGUUCAUCGGGAGAAGAGGCCUUCCGGAGAAGGUGUACAGCGACAACGCCACCAACUUCGUGGGCGCGAGCAAGGUGCUGAACGAGCUGCAUCAAGCGUACCAGAGGGACCAGGACCGGCUCAAGGCGUACGCAGCGCGCCAAGGCGUCGAGUGGUGUUUCAUACCACCGAGAGCACCACAUUUCGGCGGAUUGUGGGAGGCAGCCGUCAAAUCAGCCAAGCAGAGGUUGGUACGCGGAGUGGGCAACGCCAAGCUCACCGCGGACGAGCUGUGCACCCACCUGGUAGAGGCUCUUCUCAACUCUGUCAGCGCUCAAGCAGCAGUUUGGGCAGGGCUGGUCCAAGGACUACCUGGUCAGCCUGCAGAAGCGUUAACAGUGGGCUACCAAAAGGCCAGACUUGGACAUUGGCUGUCUAGUGCUCGUCCACGAGGACAACACACCGCCACAGAAGUGGACCACAGGACGAGUGGUGGCCGCAAUCAAGGGAGAAGAUGGGAGAGUGCGCGUCGCCGAGGUGCGAACACCCGCGGGCGUAAUUAAACGCCCCAUACACAAAUUGGCAAAACUGCCAAUAGACGGUUGAAGCACCGGAGGUCUUCAACGGGGCCGGAAUGUUGCAGCAGACGAUCGUAAUUACUCUAUCGUAGCGUGUGCGAUGUUGUGAGCAGAGCUUUUGCUCUCACAUGCCG